GCCCAGUCCUGCCCCCUCCCCCACGGCACUCCACCCUGCUUUGAGGCCUUCAUAAGUAGUCUCUCACCCCCUGGGCAGCACAUGCCACUCCUGUCACCAAGGUGCACCACUUCCCAGAAUUCAUCCCUGAUGGUCUCAGCUCAUGCUGAUGACCAUUCCUUCCAGCCUGCUAUUGCCCCUCAUUUGCCACAGUAAGCAGGGAUCCUCAACCAGAACCCAAAGGAUUGGGGAGAGGGUGAGUGGCAGUUGAAGGCUUGGGUGUCACUCAUUUACAGUCAAGAAGCCCCAGCGAACACCAUGGGCCCCUUCAGGCAGUCAUUGUUCACUGGGAACCUGAAGAUGAUGGAGCUUACUCCUGGCUCUCAGGGGAUCUUGGCCGAUCCCUGGAGGUGACCCCAGCACAGGGUGCUGGGAGUGUAAGACGUCAGUGAAAGCACCUAGGGGUGUCAGGGAGGAAUUUGCCACAUGGUAGAUAGAACAGCCUGGUCAAGAGACCAAUUGGAACUGAGAAGCUUGGGGUUUAGCCUGAGGGUGGCUGCUUGUUGAUAUCAUGGCAGUUUAACUGUGUGGAGGGUCAUGGAGGUGUAUAACUAGAACUGGUUGAUUGGGGUGAUUGUGAGGCUCAGUUGAGCCCCACCUCUCCCAGAUAGCUUUAGUAUCCAGCAGCUGCCCAGAAUAUGCUGAAUGAAGAGGCCUAUGAGUUCCGGAAGUGGCCGGCUUAGGCAGGCUGACUACUGUUGACCUCAGUUUGAUUGGUAGCCUUGUGCUCUAGUGACCCUCCUCUCUCCACAGCUCACUCCUGGAGGCAAAGCUGCACAGGCUGGAGUAGCUGUGGGCGACUGGGUUCUGAGUAUAGAUGGUGAGAAUGCUGGAGGCCUCACGCACAUUGAAGCCCAAAACAAGAUCCGAGCCUGUGGGGAACACCUCAGCCUGGGUCUUAGCAGGGUCCAGCCGGCUCAGAGCAAACCCCGGAAGGUGCAGACCCCUGACAAGUCAACAGCCGCUUCGACCGCUGGUCCCAGACGCCAGCAAGCAGCGGCUGAUGGAGGACACGGAAGACUGGCGGCCAAGGCCUGGAACGGGCCAGUCCCGUUCCUUCCGCAUCCUUGCCCACCUCACGGGUACCGAGUUCAUGCAAGACCCGGAUGAGGAGCACCUGAAGAAGUCAAGAUCUUGCAGCCAGCUGCCCAGGUCGGAAGCCCAAGUCCCAGCCUCAUCUACAACCCAGGAACCCUGGCCUGAGCCACUUCCCUUGGCCCUGGCAGGCCCUACUACCCCCAGCCCCACCAGCCGCCCACCCUGGGCUGUGGACCCUGCAUUCGCUGAGCGCUACGCCCCAGACAAGACGAGCACAGUACUGACCCGGCACAGUCAGCCCGCCACACUCACACCUCUACAGAACCGCACGUCCAUCGUGCAGGCAGCUGCUGGAGGGGGCACAGGAGGGGGCGGUGGCAGCAAUGGCAAGACACCUGUGUGCCACCAGUGCCACAAGGUCAUCCGGGGCCGCUACCUGGUGGCACUGGGCCACGCAUACCACCCUGAGGAGUUUGUGUGCAGCCAGUGUGGGAUGGUCCUGGAAGAGGGUGGCUUCUUCGAGGAGAAGGGUGCCAUCUUCUGCCCACCCUGCUAUGACAUGCGCUACGCACCCAGCUGUGCCAAGUGCAAGAAAAAGAUCACAGGCGAAAUCAUGCACGCCCUGAAGAUGACCUGGCACGUGCAUUGCUUUACCUGCACGGCCUGCAAGACACCCAUUCGGAACAGAGCCUUCUACAUGGAAGAAGGGGCUCCCUACUGCGAUCAAGACUAUGAGAAGAUGUUUGGCACAAAAUGCCAAGGCUGUGAUUUCAAGAUCGAUGCUGGGGACCGCUUCCUGGAGGCCCUGGGCUUCAGCUGGCAUGACACGUGCUUUGUGUGUGCGGUAUGUCAGAUCAACCUGGAAGGAAAGACUUUUUACUCCAAGAAGAACAAACCCCUUUGCAAGAGCCAUGCCUUCUCCCAUGUGUGAGCCCCUCCAGCCCACUGCUGCCUCACCCUGCCCAGCCGGAGGGGUCACUGUUUCUGGAGUCAUCCCACCAGAUUUCUGGGUAGGGCUGGCAGAGGUCAACCCAACCCCGACUCCUGGCCCAAGCCUGGGGUUCCCUGGGCCCUG
Messenger RNA from Molossus molossus (Pallas's mastiff bat), 2152 nucleotides. RefSeq names its product PDZ and LIM domain 7 (gene PDLIM7). Gene Ontology annotation, molecular function: actin binding; muscle alpha-actinin binding. Gene Ontology annotation, cellular component: Z disc; filamentous actin; adherens junction. The transcript is spliced from 11 exons. Gene Ontology annotation, biological process: heart development; actin cytoskeleton organization; muscle structure development. Bases 857 to 2008 code for a protein of 383 amino acids. The record is from RefSeq and is a predicted model, not a curated record. Lineage: Eukaryota; Metazoa; Chordata; Mammalia; Chiroptera; Molossidae.